CUAAACCAGGGAUAAACCAGAGCAAGUGUGAACAACAUGAAGACACAAGACAUGAAGACCAGUCUGACGCACAUCAGUCUCUGUCAUUAUGUCUACCUCUCCAUUGUCACGCUGGAGGAGUUGAAGUAUCUCGGGGUCCGGAGGGGAGGAUGGAGCGUGAGAUUGACAGGUGGAUCGGUGCAGUGAUGCAGUCGCUGAAUCCGACUGUGGUGGUGAUGAAGGUCAUCUUCGCUCUGAUCUUCAUCCUCGGGGUCCUGGGGAACACUUUGGUGAUCACGGUGCUCGCGCGCAGUAAACCCGGGCAGCCGCGCAGCACAACCAACAUCUUCAUCCUGAACCUGAGUGUGGCGGACCUGUCCUACCUGCUCUUCUGCGUGCCCUUUCAGUCCACCAUCUACGUGCUGCCCACCUGGGUGCUGGGCGCGUUCAUCUGCAAGUUCAUCCACUACUUUUUCACCGUGUCCAUGUUGGUCAGCAUCUUCACACUCUCCGCCAUGUCCGUGGACCGUUAUGUGGCGAUAGUUCACGCACGGAAAUCCUCUUCUAUUCGCGUGGCAAGGCACGCGACUCUGGGUGUGGUGCUGAUUUGGGCGCUGUCUUUGGGCAUGGCGUCCCCCGUGGCACACUUUCAGGGCAUAGUGGAGCGCGAGGACAAUAACACGUUCUGCUGGGAGGUCUGGCCCGAUCAUCACCGGAAAGUCUACGUCCUGUGCACGUUCGUCUUUGGAUACCUACUGCCCCUCGUGCUCAUCUCCGUCUGCUAUGCCAAGGUUUUAAACCACCUUCACAAAAAGCUGAAGAAUGGCUCCAAAAAGUCCGAGCUCUCCAAAAGAAAGACCGCUCUGACUGUUCUGGUGGUAGUGGUGGUCUUCUGCCUCUCCUGGUUGCCCCAUCACGUGGUCCAUCUCUGGGUGGAGUUCGGCACGUUCCCCCUGAACCAGGCCUCCUUCGUCUUCAGGAUGGUCGCCCACAGCUUGGCCUACAGCAACUCCUCGGUGAACCCCAUCAUCUACGCCUUUCUGUCCGAGAACUUCAGAAACUCCUACAAACAGGUGUUCUGGUGCCAUACCCCAGACUGCCCCCUCCACGACCACAGGGACCACCGCAGCAAAAUGGACACGGCCCUAUCCACCAAUAUCAGCGCCACUUCCAAAAACAUGGACUCACAAUUCACCAAGGUGAUCUGAGUGCGCUCACAAUGAUUAUUUAUGUGCUAAUGCAAAGUGUACAGAAAUAGAACAGAUGGACAUU
This is a messenger RNA of Boleophthalmus pectinirostris (great blue-spotted mudskipper), 1251 nucleotides long. RefSeq names its product galanin receptor 1a (gene galr1a). Gene Ontology annotation, molecular function: galanin receptor activity. The record is from RefSeq and is a predicted model, not a curated record. NCBI's taxonomy places the organism in Eukaryota, Metazoa, Chordata, Actinopteri, Gobiiformes, Gobiidae. Bases 150 to 1187 code for a protein of 345 amino acids. The transcript is spliced from 5 exons. Gene Ontology annotation, biological process: G protein-coupled receptor signaling pathway; negative regulation of adenylate cyclase activity; positive regulation of cytosolic calcium ion concentration. Gene Ontology annotation, cellular component: membrane.